Molecule: messenger RNA, 443 nt
Organism: Boeremia exigua
Lineage: Eukaryota; Fungi; Ascomycota; Dothideomycetes; Pleosporales; Didymellaceae
Exons: 1
Coding region: 94-441 (115 amino acids)
Source: RefSeq, a predicted model, not a curated record
GCCCCAAACCGCAUCCCCUUCGACCAGGGCGUCAGCGUCGGCCGCCUCCUCUACAGCAUCGAAGACCUUGUCGUUACGCACCUCGAAAACUUCAUGAACUGGCACAUACCAAUCCCGAUGGCUCUUCAGUGGGCGCUAGAUUUCGUGUACGCAGUUGCUAACUUUAUGUUUCACCUGUGCAAGACUCAAAAUGUACCUGAUGCACUGGCCGACAUACUGUUCCAGGUGUAUGACCGAAAAGAGCGCUACAAGCAGCGAAAGUGCAAAGAGGAAUACACUUGCUUAGUAGAGACAAUGUAUAAAAAGUGCGUGCGUGAAGUUCUCGAGGACUUAUUUGCAAAGUGGAACCCUAUCAACACGCAGGAGUUCAUCAGGGGCAUAGACAAGGCGUUGACGAGGACGCAGUGGAGAUAUUACCCCUUAACAAUGUUGUGCUGGUAGCU